Messenger RNA from Epinephelus lanceolatus (giant grouper), 2009 nucleotides. Lineage: Eukaryota; Metazoa; Chordata; Actinopteri; Perciformes; Serranidae. The record is from RefSeq and is a predicted model, not a curated record.
AUGGCUGGACACCUGCUGUUAGUCGUCCUCAUGUCUCUUCAUCCACCUAAACUGACAGUGAAUCCAGCGGUGAUCACAGAGACAGAAACAGUCACACUGAACUGUCAGACUCCAUCAUCUGUUUCUGUGUCUCAGUGUUAUUUCCGCAUUGGAAGAGGAAAACCAGGCAAAGUCUUCUCAUGUCUGAAGACACUGACAGGGACUGAGCUGCUGGAGAUGACACACCAGAGUUCACCUGCUGAGGUUAAAGUGACAUGUUUUUAUCUCUACAGUUCUUCAUCUCCUGACAGUGACGUUUCCUCCAUCAUCAUCAGAACAUCUCUUCCACCUAAACUGACAGUGAAUUCAGUGGUGAUCAACGACAUAGACUCAGUCACACUGAACUGUCAGCCUCCAUCAACUGUUUCUGUGUCUCAGUGUCAUUUCUACACUGUAAAUGGAGGAACAGCCAAAGUCCUCUCAUGUCUACAAACACUGACAGCUACUGAGCUGCUGGAGAUGGCACAUCAGAGUUCACCUGCCAAGAUUCAAGUGACGUGUUUUUACACUGUAAAGAUUGGAGAGUUAAACUAUCCAUCUCCACACAGUGGCACAUCCUCCAUCACCAUACACAGUUAUAAACCACAGAUGAGUCUUCAACAUUUUGAUGGUGACCACGUUCUCUUUACCUGCUCUCUGCCUGGACCUGCUGAUCAUGAUACAAAAUGUAACCUGUACUUUGGAGAAGCAAGUCGGUCAGUCCUAACAAGAAACAUCUCGGGGAAGAGGACCUCAAAAAAUCAAUCUUUCUGCCAGUUUGCUGUCACAAUUGAUAUUUUGCUGAGACUUCUACGUUCAGUUCAACAAAGUGAUGCCAGCUGUGAUUACACUUUGGGAAGAGAACUCAACUCUUUGUCUCCUCGCAGUGACAGAUACAACCUGAAUGCUAUUGUGGAAAAAGAGUCAAGCGUGACACAGACUGUGACAAUAUCUCUGAUGACCACAGGUCUGACUGUUAGCAUGCCUUGUGCCUCCACUACUGUAACUCCUGUAACAUCAGGGUCAGCUGUCAGUACACCAAGUAUCGCUAUUGGUUUUAUCUCUACUUCAGUAAAACCGGCACCAGAUACCAGUAUGACUGCUCUGAAUCCAGGAUCUGGUGAUGAAACAACAGGUUGGAGUGUCAGCACGGCUGGCACUAAAGAAGUCUCUAACCCUGCAACCCCUCAGGAAACAGCUUCAGGAAUGCGGAUUUGGAGGUUUGUAGCAGUUGUGGCUGGUUGUGGAGUAACUGUGGGGGUCCUUGUGCUGGUUUCUGCAAUGCUCUGUAAAAGAAGAACUGUAGCAGGUUCUGGGGAAGUGAAAAGGCAGGAGCCUCAAAAUGAGAAUUUUGAAACAUACCAUUUGUACGCCACCAUCGCUGAGGAGCCAGCAGCAUCAGACCUGAAGGGGAUAAAGUACAGCACAGUGCAGAAACACUGACACUGUUUUAUACUGUAUUCACCUUAUUCCUGAGGGCACUACUGUAGAAAUAAUUAUGGGUGCAAAUUCCAGUGAGAUAGCAGAAGUAGCAGUAAGCUAGUUAGUCUCAUAGACUGUGGUUAGUCAGUGGCUACUCUUGGUAGCUAACCGCCAACGCUGGUUCUUUUCUAAACUAAUUUGCCUUCAGUUUAGCAAAUUUUUUUAACGAAUAUUUAACUAAUGUUAACUAACUGUUAACUGUCUGUAAUGACUAACGACCAGUCCAAGCUAAUUUUUUGUCUUCAGCAACUGUGUGUUGACUGUGUAACCAGAACAAAAAUGUAUGAUGUAUAAUCCACAGCACGGGUUCCAAACAUGUCAUUUUUUCAGUUUAAGAUUGAAAAUGUAUUUAGUUUUACUCUUAUAUUGUGUAACUAAAGUGGAAUUUCACUCUUUAUUGUAAUUUUUGUUUUGUUUUCUAAUGGUUUUCUCAUUAAUGUUGAUAUUUCUUAUUUUUUUGUAUCUGGAUUUUUUUUUUCUUCGGAGCCUUCUGUGACUACGCAUUAUGA